Messenger RNA from Macrosteles quadrilineatus (aster leafhopper), 3049 nucleotides. RefSeq lists its product as uncharacterized. The record is from RefSeq and is a predicted model, not a curated record. The coding region runs from base 369 to 2168 and encodes 599 amino acids. NCBI's taxonomy places the organism in Eukaryota, Metazoa, Arthropoda, Insecta, Hemiptera, Cicadellidae. Gene Ontology annotation, biological process: regulation of transcription by RNA polymerase II; DNA-templated transcription. The transcript is spliced from 5 exons. Gene Ontology annotation, molecular function: RNA polymerase II cis-regulatory region sequence-specific DNA binding; DNA-binding transcription factor activity, RNA polymerase II-specific.
UAGAGCGAACAUACUGCGUCCAGAAGGUGGUGCAAUUGUUGAGAUCCAUUAUUGAUCCUUGUGUGUGCUACAUAAGAAAUACCCUCUGAAAUCGCAGUUGUGUUUGUUUUUUGCACGUUUUCUCUAUUAGAGAGCCUUACAGUUCUAUCACCUGCCAGGUUCGGUUGAGGGAGUCUCAACUCACCUGGUGAGCAGCCACUCAAGCAGCCACCAUUUCAUUUGACGCUCAGCACAGAUCUACUUCUAGUGCAAGAUGCGGCCGGUCGAAGCUGUUGUCGGGUGUGUAUCCUGGAGAGAAAGUGACCCUAGCUCACCCUCAGACGAGCGGCCGCCUUGUCCCCCACCCCACCCCCCUCUGGUACGAGAGUAUGCAAGACAUGAGUGGCUACGUACUGUCCGACACAACCUUGCCGCAAUCGGAUGAACAGCUCGGCUUAACUAUUAGUACAGCACAAACUGAAAAUGACUUUUUCGUUCAAGAUCCUGGACUUCCAUCACCAGAGUUCAUUUUGGGAGACACUGAGGGUGUGAUAAUUGAGGAUUCAGAUAUGUUUGAUAACUCCAAUUUGGAAACACUUCAACCAAAAUCCAUCGAGUGUGAAUUUGAAUCUCCUUUCAGACGAAACUUGUCCAACUACAGUCAAACAAAUCACACUAGAACCAUCAGUAACAUGGGUGAAGAGGAAAGGAACUCUCUACCAAGUAAACUUUCCUCUUUUCAUCCGAGGGUGAAGUUUCCCAACGUUAAUAACAUAAAACCUAAAUAUCUACAAAUAAUAGAUUCAGAAUUACCACUAAUUAAUGAAGAUCCAGAUAUGUACUGUACUGAAAAUAAGAUGAAUUUUGACAUAAACGCUAACGUCAAUGUGUCAGAAAUCGUAAAACAAGAACCGAGUAUCGACCAAGACGAAACAUUCUGUUCAGCUGAUUUUAAAGAUAUGGGUGUGGCCCAAGAAGUAGUUGUUAGAACAGAGGAAGAAGACAAACAUGAAACUAGUUUCAACGUGUUUCCUAUGGAAUCCGUACCAUCUGAUUCUGAGAAUGAUUUAAGUAUCACCGAAGAAAUUCCAAAGAAAGAGGCUGAUGACGGUAUUUACUUUAAACUAGAUCCCCUAAGUUUAGAUUCAGUCAUUGGUGACUUAUUCAACAAUCUUGGCACAACAGACGACGAUAUGUACAAGGAAAUUGGAUAUGAUUAUGGGAUUCCUCCAACAAUUACCCCAGAGGAAAUAAAAGAAGACUAUAUAGCUGCAAAUUCAAUGUCAUUACUGAAGAACCUCUACAUCAAUAAGAGGGUAUCACCAAUAAUAACACCAGAUAAUACUAGCCAUGCACAUGCACAUUUAACUGCAAGUAAAACAUCAGCAAAACCUAUGGCAAAGCCUCCUCUAACCCUGGAUAUCGGAGCUGCUAGAGCUGCCCUGUUGGAUGACAAAGGGAUAUCCGACACCCCUGAACUACUAGAAGCUCUCAAACCUGAAGUUGGCAAAUUUGACCUCAUCAAAUUUAUUACCACCAAUGGUGACCCCAACAACAAUGCUCCUAGUCCAACAGUGGAGACUCAGCCGAAUUUAGGAGCUCCAAGAAAAGGCAAGAGUCACCUAUCACUUACAGACUUGAAACAUGCUCAGGACCCAGCAAGAGGGAGAGCUUUGUCUAGAACAGGGAAUGGAGAUGAGGAAGAAGACAUCACGUCGCUACCAUCCACAUCAGCUGGUUCCCCGGCCAAGCGACCAGCACGCCAGAGCGCCACCAGGUUCAACAAGAUGAUCGAGGAGGGUUUUCUGAGCUCAGUUGUUGACUCACCGCCAGCCUCAUCAGACGAAGAAGAUGAUGAACCAAAACACAAAAGACGGAGAACCACUUCAACAACCUCGAGUAGAAGAAGACUCAAUUCAGACUCUGACCAAUCCAGCGUCAGUGAGGAUGCGAUGAAGUACAGGGAGCGCAGAGACAGGAACAACUUAUCAUCAAAACGGUCAAGGAUGAAGAGAAAAAUGCAUUUAGUUUCUAAGCAGAAAGAACUCAAAAUAUUGGAGGAAAAAAAUGCAAGACUCAGAGAAAAAGUGGAGCAGCUGGAGUCAGUGCUUUCCCGAGUUCAGGUCGUCUGGACUGACCACCUUUCAGGGAUAAAAGACAGUGAUAAAGACCGAGGCGAUGAACACUGACUACAACAUGUGGUGUAAUAUACCUUAGGUACUCUAAAUUUGCAUAAUAUACGUAAAAUUAACAAAUAUAAAAUAUUGUGUUAAUGAUGAUGCAUAUUGCAUUUAUAGUCUGUAUAGCUUGUGUUUGACACAACAAUUACCAAAAUACUCCUUGACAUAAUGUUAUACGUUCCUAUUAUAAUUCAAUUAAUUUCUUUAAGAAACAACAAGCGUAUAUUUAUAUUUUUCAAGGAAGUGAGUGGUGCAUAUUUUUAACUGAAUAUGUAUGAAGGGUGAGUGUAGAAUGGAGUGAGAUGAUCUAUGUAGCUUUGUUAAGGCAAGUUUUUUCUUAACCAGGACCAUUUAUUACGAGCCCGAUUAUGAAGGACAGGUGGGUCCAAUUUCACACAUCAAAAUGCUACUGUUGUUUUUUUUCAGGCUCAAACCAGCGUUGAUUAUACUGUAGUAUAUAUAAUCUGAUGUAGUUAUCUAAGUUGUAAUGUCACUUGCCUAAUUCUGAUAGCACUGUGUAAUCAUGCCAGUAAAUAUUUGUUUAAAUUUUCCACAUUUCAAAAGUUUAAUUUUUUUUAUUCAAUAUUAAACAAUUCACUCCCAUACACAGGUUCACCCAUGUGGGAAUAAUUUUGUUUAUUUUUAGUAAUUAAAAGUCUAAAUUGUAUAAAUAAAGGUUUGUAAUAUGUCCGUUAAUUGUUUAUUUGAAAAAAACAAUAAUGAAUUAAAUAAUCAUAAAAAAAUUAGUGAAGAAAUUAUGAAUUAUUGUUUCUAUUGUUAUCGCCUUAAGUCUUUAUCUGUCUAUUCACCUACUUUAUCUAUAUGUAAGUAGAGCAUAGCGUUUUUGUACAUUUGUGUAGUUUAGGAAGAAUAAACUAUUGAUCUAUGUA